UCGACUGUGUUGGGACCCGUCUCGGCAGCUAUGAAGAGCAGUGUAAACCCUAAACAAAGGCUUACAACAUUCUGUGCCGUCGAAGAAAGCGGACGUGUAAAGUGAAAAGUGCGAAAUAUUAGCUCUCUUCCCCAAAAAUCAAGGAGGAAAUACUGCAGCCCCUGAAAGCCAUUGCAAAAGAAGUGCAAGUGCUUCGACUGGUGAAAACCGGGAAAAAAAGACUGUGUUUGCUGAUUAUUUUUUUGGAGAACAGAAAAGCCUAGUGUUAUAACAGAAAAAGCUGUAAAUUUCAACGGAAUCCGUAGUGCAAGUGCAUAGUGCUAGUGACAGUAAUAUAAAAGGAAUAAGUUAUUCGAUAGCAGUUAAAAUGGAAGAUACGGGAUUACUACUAUCGCCGCCCGCAACGCCACCACUGGACACCGGCAGAGACUCUAAGGCAUCCCAUGAGGUUAAGCAAGCGCUCAAACGCAAACUGGAACAACACCAGUCACCACGUGUCCCACCACCACCACGGGAAAUGCAAACCAAAGGUUUCGUCACACCGAACCAUUCGGAUCUGUCGGAGGAUGAAUCUGAUUUGCCGCCGCGAAAGCGCCUGUACGUGCGUGAUCCGGUUCAGCUCGAGCAGCACUACCAUCACAAUCUGUCGUCGUCGUCGAUGACACCGCCACCGUCGGAUUUUUCCGGCUCGGAAGACGAGAACACCAAAUCAUCGGAAGACGCCCAAACGUCGGCACCGCAACGGGAAAGUGUUAUCAUGCGAAUCAAUAAGGACGGUUCGUGUACGGCCGCCGCUAGCGAAGCCAAAGAGGACGAAGCCAGUCUGAACGUGUUCCGUUGUGUCAAGUACAAAAUGGGGCGUCGCUCGCCGUUCGAGAAGGCACCGGAACCGAUGGAACCAUCAACUCGGUUUGAAACCACCACACCACCACAGCAGACAAGCGGAGAUUUCAGUGAUCGCGUUGGCACCCGAGAACGCCCAGUGACUGGCACCCCGAGCCGAGUAUUAGAGCAAAACCAGAAGUAUGUACCUGCUGUUGUUCCAUCCGUACCUGUUGUCGUCGCUUCUCCGGCGGUCAUUCCUGCAGUACCGAAAUCUACUCAACCAAUCAAACCGCAGACCUCGCUGCCUGUCAUCGCACCUAAGAUCCCACAAAUCAUUCUGGCAACACAGAACGGCUUCAUUCUGGUACCGCCGCAAAUCUCACAAAACCUGCUGACCACCGGUAGCGGAAAAGCCAUUCUGGUCCCACAGGUCCCGAAUGCAUCCGUCCCAUCGUCAGCCCUGUCUGCCGUUGCACCGCAGAAACCCGAACGCCGACGAAUCUACGAGUGCGAACAUCCGAACUGUGGCAAAAACUACUUCAAAUCAAGUCACCUGAAGGCCCAUCAACGCAUCCACACCGGCGAGCGGCCGUUCAUGUGCAAGUGGUCCGAUUGUGGUCGCCGGUUUUCCCGAUCAGACGAAUUAUCACGUCACAAGCGUACCCACACCGGCGAGAAGAAGUUCGUCUGUCCCGUCUGUCAGCGACGUUUCAUGCGAUCGGAUCAUCUGUCCAAACACGUCAAACGUCACAAUAAGGACAAAAGUCAGAAAGGCCAACAACAGCAGCAGCCACAGCAACAACAUCCUCAUCAACACCAAUCACAAGUCGAUCUAGUGCACUCGCUUUAUCCGGUUCCGCUGUACCCCCAGGACACAGCCGUCCCGGUACAGUUCGUUACCACUGCUGCUGCUGCUGCUGCUCCACCUACUGAGAUUCGUGUGCAACCAAUCUACUAAGCACGUUUGUUCUAGAGCAAACAAAAAAAACUCUUAGCCGGAACUGACUAGACUUUAGACUUCUCGCAUUGUCAGCUGACGAUCUUUUAGUUGUGGUGUCCCUUCAAAUCCUUCCGUCAGAUGUUCAUUCCAAGUUAAAAGAUUACAUAUAUCCUAUCCAAACUAGUUUUUCUUGUUUUGUUUCGAAGGGAAUGGUUACAGGAAAAAAAAAAACAAAACGUUGAGUAUCAGAGUAUGUUGCUAUCCUAAACAUUAUUACUUGUGCGCCUAGGGACUUGCACAAACUUAUGUUAUCUGCUUGCACUGGUCAAGCUAUCUUUUAAUAUACAUACACAUAAAAUACAUCUGUGAUCGUUUUAAAGUUACAUUAACUAUAAGAACAGACUUCAACUGAUUGUGUAAAGUUUUAGUAACUUAUUUUGAAGCGUAAGGGAGUUUGUAAGUUCUAAGUUCACCUGUUUGUUCAAACUGAACUGUUUAAAAAUACUUGUUUUAUUGUUUGUUUUGUAUAUAAGAUUGAAGAACUUGAAGAAAGAAUGAAUUACGAAAAAGAAAAUACAAAACUAUCACUUACACAAACUGAAA
This is a messenger RNA of Malaya genurostris, 2368 nucleotides long. It is a transcript of the gene cbt, whose product is annotated as Krueppel-like factor 3. The transcript is spliced from 2 exons. Lineage: Eukaryota; Metazoa; Arthropoda; Insecta; Diptera; Culicidae. The record is from RefSeq and is a predicted model, not a curated record. Bases 368 to 1783 code for a protein of 471 amino acids. Gene Ontology annotation, molecular function: DNA-binding transcription factor activity, RNA polymerase II-specific; RNA polymerase II cis-regulatory region sequence-specific DNA binding. Gene Ontology annotation, biological process: regulation of transcription by RNA polymerase II.